Molecule: messenger RNA, 1439 nt
Organism: Echinops telfairi (small Madagascar hedgehog)
Lineage: Eukaryota; Metazoa; Chordata; Mammalia; Afrosoricida; Tenrecidae
Gene: PPP1R7
Product: protein phosphatase 1 regulatory subunit 7
Exons: 10
Coding region: 43-1125 (360 amino acids)
Molecular function (GO): protein binding
Source: RefSeq, a predicted model, not a curated record
GCUCUGAGGCGACACAUUCCGGAAAGGGGAAGAAUAGCCAACAUGGCGGCGGAACGCGGCUCGGGGCAGCAACAGUCGCAGGAGAUGAUGGAGGUCGACAGGCGAGUCGAAUCGGAAGAGUCAGGCGACGAGGAAGGGAAGAGGCACCGCAGCAGCCUUGUGGCGGAGCCGAGUGCACAGAGCCUGAAGGACAGAGAGCAGAGCGGCCUGGAGAACCCCGAAGAAGUGCAGGAGCUGCCCGUGGACAUGGAGACUGUCACCCUGGAUGGGGACGCUGAGGACGUGGAUCUGAAUCACUAUCGGAUUGGGAAGAUCGAGGGGUUCGAAGUGCUGAAGAAAGUGAAGACACUCUGCCUCCGCCAGAACCUGAUCAAGUGCAUCGAGAACCUGGAGACGCUGCAGAGCCUACGCGAGCUGGAUCUCUAUGACAACCAGAUCCGGAGGAUGGAGAACCUAGGGACGCUGAUGGCACUGGAGGUUCUGGACAUUUCUUUCAACCUGCUGAGGAGCAUCGAAGGCCUCGACGAGCUGACCCAGCUGAAGAAGCUCUUCCUGGUCAACAACAAGAUCAGUAAGAUCGAGAAUGUCAGCAACUUGCGUCAGCUCCAGAUGCUGGAGCUGGGCUCUAACCGCAUCCGGGCGAUCGAGAAUAUCGACACACUGACCAACCUCGACAGUCUGUUUCUGGGCAAAAACAAGAUCACCAAGCUCCAGAACCUGGAUGCCCUCACCAACCUCACUGUGCUCAGCAUGCAGAGUAACCGGCUCACCAAGAUCGAGGGCCUGCAAAGCCUGGUGAACCUGCGGGAGCUCUACCUCAGUCACAACGGCAUCGAGGCCAUCGAAGGCCUGGAGAGCAACAACAAACUCACCAUGCUGGACAUUGCGUCAAAUAGAAUAAAAAAGAUUGAGAAUAUCAACCAUCUAACAGAGCUUCAGGAAUUCUGGAUGAACGACAACCUCAUCGAGAGCUGGAGCGACCUGGACGAGCUGAAGGGCGCCCGCAACCUGGAGACAGUGUACCUGGAGAGGAACCCACUGCAGAAGGACCCCCAGUACCGGCGCAAGAUCAUGCUGGCCCUGCCCACCGUCAGGCAGAUUGACGCCACCUUUGUCCGGUUCUGAGCCCUCCUCGAAGGCACGGCCUCUCCACGGCCCGUCGCCUGCCUGCUGCUCCUGAACGCACAGCACGACCGUGCACCAGGGCCAAUAAAGGCGCUGCGUGUAACCAACAGGCCUGGCGCCCUGUCUGCUCUGAGCGCCGUCGCUCUUCGUCUUGGGCACUGGUGGCCACAAGGGAGGCUGCCCGUCUGCGUCGCGCCCACGCAAGGCCGGCCGCCCUGGCAUUGUGCCUAUGUCAGCCCAGGGCUCCCUGCACCGGGGGCCGGCUGGUGCCAAGUUUGAAAAUAAUUCUAUCUAAGAAUAAACAGAUACUGAGA